Messenger RNA from Vitis vinifera (wine grape), 1294 nucleotides. Its product is annotated as cysteine protease XCP1. NCBI's taxonomy places the organism in Eukaryota, Viridiplantae, Streptophyta, Magnoliopsida, Vitales, Vitaceae. The coding region runs from base 59 to 1117 and encodes 352 amino acids. Gene Ontology annotation, molecular function: cysteine-type endopeptidase activity. The transcript is spliced from 4 exons. Gene Ontology annotation, cellular component: lysosome. The record is from RefSeq and is a predicted model, not a curated record.
ACACCCUCAUCCUCCUCAUUCACACAUAUACUUAUCUUACCCUUCUUCCUCAUCAGCAAUGGCUCUUCUUUCCUCAUUUUCUAAGGUCUCCAUCCUUGCUUUGUCUCUGUCCCUCCUUGCUUUUUCUUCUCUGGCUCGUGAUUUUUCCAUUGUGGGUUACUCACCGGAGGACUUGACCUGCAUAGAUAAGCUCAUUGCUCGCUUUGAAUCAUGGGUGUCGAAACAUGGCAAAGUUUAUAAGAGCAUGGAAGAGAAGCUGCAUAGGUUUGAGGUGUUCAGAGAAAACUUGAAUCACAUUGAUGAGAGGAACAAGGAGGUGAGUAGCUACUGGCUUGGGUUGAAUGAGUUUGCAGACUUGAGCCACGAAGAGUUUAAGAGCAAGUACUUGGGAUUGAGAGCUGAGUUCCCCAGAAGUAGGGAUUAUUCUGGGGAAUUCAGGUAUAGAGAUGUUGCUGAUUUGCCGGAGUCUGUGGACUGGAGGAAGAAAGGAGCUGUUACCCAUGUCAAGAACCAAGGUGCAUGUGGUAGUUGUUGGGCAUUUUCAACAGUUGCUGCUGUUGAGGGCAUCAACCAGAUUGUGACAGGAAAUCUAACGACACUGUCAGAGCAAGAGUUGAUUGACUGUGACACAACCUUCAACAGUGGCUGCAAUGGAGGCUUGAUGGAUUAUGCAUUUGCCUUCAUAGCUUCUAAUGGUGGCCUACACAAGGAGGAUGAUUACCCAUAUCUAAUGGAGGAAGGCACUUGUGAGGAACAGAAGGAAGAUGUGGAUAUUGUGACAAUUAGUGGUUAUGAAGAUGUGCCAGAGAAGGAUGAAGAGAGUCUCUUGAAGGCACUCGCUCACCAGCCACUCAGUGUUGCUAUUGAGGCUUCAGGCAGAGAUUUCCAGUUUUACAGCGGGGGAGUAUUCAAUGGGCCUUGUGGAACUGAACUGGAUCAUGGAGUGGCUGCUGUGGGAUAUGGAUCAUCAAAGGGGUUGGAUUACAUCAUUGUGAAGAACUCAUGGGGACCAAAAUGGGGUGAGAAAGGGUACAUAAGGAUGAAGAGAAAUACAGGAAAAACUGAAGGGCUCUGUGGUAUCAACAAAAUGGCUUCUUACCCUACCAAAGAUAACUGAUCAAUCGUUCUGGGCUUCCCUGCUAAACAUAAAUGUCAUCAUUCAUUUUACCUAUGUUAACCCUUUAUAUUUCUCCUGCUGUUUUUUCUUUUUCCUUUUUGUUUUUCAUUGGAUUGGUGAAGCUUAAUUGUGUAAGCUACUGAUGUUCAUCAAUAAAAUUAUGGAAUUUCCAGACAA